AUGGACAAGGGCAAAGCAGCGAUGGAGAACAUGAAGAACCUCAAGAUGCCGCCGGGCAGCAAGGGGCCGGCGACGGCACUGGCCAAAGUCGCCGUUGUCACGGGCGCUGCGAUCUACGGCGCGUACCUGUCCAUCUACAACGUCCCCCCCGGCCACCGAGCCGUCGUCUACAGCCGCAUUGACGGCGUGGGGCAGCAGGUGAUCGAGCAGGGCACGCACUUUCUCGUGCCGUGGCUGCAACGUCCGCUCAUUAUGGACGUCCGCACGCGUCCGCGCACGUACGCGUCACUGACGGGCACGAAGGACCUGCAGAUGAUCAACAUUUCGAUCCGUGUGCUGUCGAAACCCGACCGUGCGCGGCUGCAGUGGCUGUACCAGAACUUGGGCAUGGAUUUCGACGACAAGGUGCUACCUUCGAUCGUCAAUGAAGUGACGAAGCAAGUGGUCGCGCAGUUCACAGCAGCAGAACUCAUUUUCCAGCGUGACCACGUGAGCCGUCUCAUCAUUGAGAACCUGAAACGACGCGCCGAUCGCUUUGCGAUCAUGCUGGAGGACGUGUCGAUCAUUCAUUUGACGUUUGGUGCCGAGUACACGGCUGCUAUUGAGGCCAAGCAAGUGGCGCAGCAAGACGCGGAACGCGCUCGAUUCAUCGUGGAGCGUGCCAUCCAAGAGAAGAAGAGCACGGUCAUUCGUGCGCUUGGUGUGGCCAAGUCGGCUGAGCUGGUUGGCGAAGCCAUUCAGAAGAACCCGGCGUUUGUGCAGCUGCGUCGUCUGGACGCUGCAAAGGAGAUUGCCACCGUCAUCUCGCGCUCGGCCAACAAGGUGUACUUGAACUCGGACUCUCUGCUGCUCAAUAUCCUGCACGACACGGACCAGUCCUCGUUCAGCAAGAAGAAAUAA
Hyaloperonospora brassicae is the source of this 900-nucleotide messenger RNA. The record is from the annotation of a GenBank genome assembly. NCBI's taxonomy places the organism in Eukaryota, Oomycota, Peronosporomycetes, Peronosporales, Peronosporaceae.